Strongylus vulgaris is the source of this 648-nucleotide messenger RNA. The record is from the annotation of a GenBank genome assembly. Lineage: Eukaryota; Metazoa; Nematoda; Chromadorea; Rhabditida; Strongylidae.
AUGCUUCGUACUGUUCUGGGAUUCUUUACUGGAGGACUGCUAGGUACUUACGUUGUAUAUAAAAUGGAACACAUUCCGAAGCGACAUCGGUUGUGGGUCAUGGCGGUAAUCGCCUUUGCACCAAAUUUCAUACUUCUCAAUGGCAUCGCAUACCUCUCUCACGAUUGGCGGACAUUCCAAAGAGUGCUGUUUUUUAUUAGUUCACCAGCUUUCGUUCACGAAUCGCCUCGCUGGCUUAUACAAAAGGGAAGAAUUGAGGAGGCGAGGAAGGUGCUGCAACGGAUUCAACGCAUUGACAAGCAAAAGGCAGCUAAAAAGGAUGAAAUGGAAAAAAUGUUGGAUGCGGCUUAUCAGAAGAUGCAGGAGCAGGAAAAGAAAUUGAAAAACUACAAUGUUCGUCAUCUAUUCUACACCAAAGAGAUGACACUAGCAACAACAACAUACUGCGCAGGGCUAAUUAAAUCACUGGGACGAAAAGCAGUACACUUUAUGUCGCAGUCAACCAUUGCUUUCUGUUUAUUCGUCGUUGCCGUCGUUCACCUAUUCGGCAAGUUUUGUUUGGAAGAGCAAUAUGGGAUAGUAAUUCGAAUUGCAACAAUCACCGCAGCUUCUGUUGCUGCUCAGGUGCGAUUUGAUGAGUUAAUGUGA